CAAAAAUCGGACAAGGGUGACUGCCGGGAACUCCAGAGAGCACUUGUCAGGACUAGUACUCCAAACAGCUGCGGUCAUGGGAAGCAAAUAGUCGUCGCGGAAGGCAUCUGAGUAGCCUUCUCGUUCAAGGUAGGAACCGAUUGUUUCGUUGUUAGAGUCAUGAUUAGGGUCGUCGCUUUCGUUAAGAAGCAAGUCGAGAGCAAACUGGUUGAAUCGAAUAAUGUCAAAGACCAUCCUCCACAUGCGCGGCGAAAAGAGACGGCGUUUCUGACAAAAGACUGUGGCUAAAUUUGUUCCAGCCCAUUCAAAAGCGCCCUGGUCGCGCGAAACGCUGAAUGUCAUUUCAGUUUCUUCUGCUUCUACUCCGAUCCUUUGCAGAAAGUUGAUGAAGUUUGCUGUGGCGCGAAUCAGCCUAGUGAGCUAAGAGCUACGAUGAAAACAGGUCACAAAUAUGACUUACGGUAUGUUGCCGUGUUUAACACAAUGAAGCCAGUAUCAACCGCCGUUUGAUAUUUUCCUGCCUUCCAUUGCACGGUGUUGGUGUGGCCACCGAGGCGAUCCGCCGCCUCAUAGAGAUAGACGUCAUGGUAUGUUCUGUUGAGGGCCCAGAGCGCAGCGAUGCCAGCGCUGCCACUGCCAACAAUGGCUACCUUUUUCCUGGUAAAGGUGUUAGAUACGGGUGCCAUACUCUAUGAAUGCGCUUAGAGGGCUGCCAGGGCCUAAGUAGUGCUUGGGGCGACUUUGGGGUUUGGGGGCAAUCAAUGGAGACCGGGAUCUAAUGGUUGGGGUACACAGAAUUGACUCAAAAUGAAGGCGUCAUGACCUUGGGCGAAGACAUGAAGAGGAAAUGCAAGACGCUGCGCAAGAAGAGGGGAAGCUCUCAAAGGGUGGGCAGCGCAGCAUGUGCAAAAGGAAUGGGCUUUUGGCAGGAUGGCGGGAUCCGACGCUGAUUCGACGGCACGGGGGAAGGAAUAUGCAAGUCAACUCACUCGUGUCUCGAUUCCACCAUUGCGUGAACAGACAGCCACGAUCGGCUGAACCACAGCGUUGAAAUGAAAUUGGAAAAAGCAAAAAAAAAAAAAAAGAGGAACGGCCCGGGAGGUGAAGGAUGGAUGGAUGGAUGGAGAGAACUGUCAGACGAGGGUCCCGUGGUUUAUUUUGCUGCGUCAACCGAUAGGCUAAGGAAAUGGUUGAUGGAUGACGCACCAGCGUGACCAGCCAGAUCGGACAUUGUUCCACGCAGCAUCCACACAGGAGCCUAGCUCGAGUCUCAACUACGUAGCACUCUUAUGCGCAAAAGUCAAUUCCGCAGGGGCAAUAAAUAGAAUUCCCCAUACUGUUUAGCGUAGAGACCAUGGCGUUUGCCAGGAGGCCGGCACGUCACAGAGCGCUGUAAGCGGGCAUAUUGUGUCUGCCCCAACACACACUCUCAACAGUUGGCGAUGUUGGGUUGGCAGCAGCCCGGUGCAUAUAAAGUUUCUACGGUUUCUUCACCAAGCACGGCACCGACUCAAAAAGGUAGCCAAAGUACCGGUGCCUUUUCAUCACGGAUCAUCCAAAUGAGCUUGUGAUGCUGGCAUGUCGAGCACUCAACGGGAUCGGGCAACGUUGGAAUACGAGCCGCCAAUUCUUAGAAGCGCCGAGCAGCCUUGAAAAAUAGAAUAAAUUCCGAAUUCCAAGACCGCAUAUUAUCUCCCCGGAUCGUUCAACUAUACGCCAUGUAGGAACUAUAGACGUCGAGCCAAUUAUAUAUUCUUCCACCGGGUGAUCAACUUUGAAGAAGAAGAAGAAAAGACUGAAAAGUUUCGGCGCCGCUGGCGGGAGAAAUGGUAGGCAGGUGGGGCAGCCGCCUCGUCCUCAGGCCGUAACAAUGCAAUCACGUGUUUGGGGGAUGGACUGCCAGUCCGGCUUCAGACAGUCUUAGUGGGUGGCUGGCAGCGCGGCAGGCCCCAACAGCACCCAGCAGCCAGCGGCCAGCCCACUGUAGCAGCCUUGGCGUGCCCAUUGCGUCGUAACCACUUGCAUCUCCGAGGCUGGCGUUGACUCUGGCUGUUCUUAUUCUCCUCAACAACCAAACACCAGCAAGCGCGACUGCAUCUACGUUUUGUCACACUUCUUAGUCGUAAUACUGCAUCGGACAAUAUUCUCGCGCUUCUCUGUCACUUGCUCUGUACUCAGCUAGGCCACGCGCGCGACCGAACCAACCGACGUCUCCUUUCUCGCGCUCUCCGACAUCAUGUCUAACCCUCUCGACUCGGCAGCGGGCUCCGAACUCUUCGGCUCGUACGAGGCGGAAAUUAAGCUGGUUCAGGCAGACCUUCAACAGAAGCUGGAUCAGAUUCCCGAACUCACCGGCGAGGAACGCAAGAGUGCAGUUACUCAGGCCAAGAGGGCACUGGAGGAGGCAGAUGAGCUGCUUGGCCAGAUGCGACUUGAGAAGCAGAAUAUCCCUACCUCCUCCCGAGCCGAAGUAAACCAGCGUUUCCGCAACCACGAAUCAGAUGUCGACGCCAACCGCCGAAAGCUGGAUUCUCUAGCUUCAGACAGAGCUCAACUAUUCGGUGCUCGUUAUACUGACGAGCCUGGAGGUGCUUCCGAUAUCCACCUUGAGCAACGUCAACAGCUCCUCUCCGGAACCGAUCGCCUGGAGCGAAGCUCGCAACGGUUGAAGGCCAGUCAGGCCCUUGCCAAUGAAACGGAGGCUAUUGGAGCCAGUACGUUGGCUGAUCUUAGCAGACAGCGAGAAAUGAUCACCCAUACGCAUGAUACCCUCUUGCAAAGUGAGGGUUACGUCGACCGCAGUGUCAAGACUCUGCGCGGUAUGGCGCGUAGGAUGGCUACGAAUCGGCUAAUCACAAUCGCCAUCAUCACAGUUCUUGUGAUCCUCAUUGUGGCCGUCAUUUUCAACAAGUUCUUUUAGCUUAGCGCGCUUUGGUCUUUGUCCUUCUAAUCACUGGAGUUAUGGUGUAUUCUUUCCGUCCGGGAAUAUCGUUGAUUGAUUCGGAUCCAUCUUUAUGUAUUUAUGAAUAGACUUUAUAAUACCGUUCUCUGACACUCCUAAUCUUUAAAGUGACUCCAGGUCUGUCAAAUAUCACUUACGAUCGAGGUCCAC
This is a messenger RNA of [Torrubiella] hemipterigena, 3112 nucleotides long. Lineage: Eukaryota; Fungi; Ascomycota; Sordariomycetes; Hypocreales; Clavicipitaceae. The record is from the annotation of a GenBank genome assembly.